Messenger RNA from Brassica napus (rape), 3334 nucleotides. RefSeq names its product probable hexokinase-like 2 protein. The coding region runs from base 605 to 2086 and encodes 493 amino acids. The transcript has 8 exons. Gene Ontology annotation, molecular function: fructokinase activity; glucokinase activity; ATP binding. Gene Ontology annotation, biological process: glycolytic process; intracellular glucose homeostasis; glucose 6-phosphate metabolic process. The record is from RefSeq and is a predicted model, not a curated record. Lineage: Eukaryota; Viridiplantae; Streptophyta; Magnoliopsida; Brassicales; Brassicaceae. Gene Ontology annotation, cellular component: mitochondrion; cytosol.
ACAGUAGUGGUAAAAAAGAAUCACGUGUCUCAUGGCACUCUAGUUGCUUUCAAAUGCAGAACAUUUUUUUGUUAGAGCACCUCCAAUCCACAUAGUAUUAAUCACCAAUAAUAAAGUACUAUAUAAUCAUAUCUGGAUAUAUAUAACAUCCACAUGGUAUGACAACUCGCUCUAUAGUAUAUCGAUCACGUACUAAAGUAGCCAACCACAUUACAUUAUUAAAUAAUAACAAAACUAGGUAUUGUUAGCUCAAGUAGAAAGGAUUUUUGUUAUUGUGAGUUGUGACAGUGUUAGAGGUCUCCGGCUGGAAUGAUUGAUGAAAAAAACUAAUAUUACAUGCGGUAGUUUUGGGUUUAGAGAAAAAUGUAAAAAAAAAAGAAAAAAUCCUUCAACUUCUUCACAGGAGUAUUUUUACAUAAUCAAAUUAGUUAUGACGGUAAACUAAACCAAUUAACCGGUUUAUAUAAAACCAAAAAAAAGUUGAAAAGAAUGUUGAAUGAUUCAAACUUGAUACGGAAAACAUGCUAACAAGAGAACGUAUCUUAUCUUUGUGAGAUCGUAACUAUGUUGAUCGGAGAACGGGGUAAAAAGCUGCAGAGAGAACAUGGCCAGGAAAGAGGUGGUGGUGGCGGUCACUGCUGCGACGGUUUCUGCGGUUGCAGCGGCUGUGAUAAUUGGUCAAUGGGUGCGGAGGAAGGAGCAGCGGCGGAAACAAACACAGAUGAUUUUAAGAAAAUUCGCUAGAGAAUGCGCCACGCCGGUUUCGAAGCUAUGGGCGGUGGCAGACGCCUUGGUAGCCGACAUGACCGCCUCUCUCUCUGCCACCACAGCCGCCGGGAGUUGCGGCUCCCUCAACAUGCUCGUUUCAUUCGCCGGUGCUCUCCCUUCAGGGGAUGAGAAGGGACUACAUUAUGGAGUUAACUUGCGAGGCAAGGAACUUCUACUGUUACGUGGAGCUUUAGGAGGUAACGAAGAACCUAUUUCCAAUGUACAUAAACAGGAGAUUUCAAUCCCUGCGGACGUUUUAAACGGCUCUUUCAAGGAGCUGUGCGAUUACAUAUCCUUGGAGCUAGUUAAAUUCAUUGGGAUGAAUCCUGGGGAAGAAGCAGAUGAAGUUAAGAAUCUAGGGUUUACGUUAACACGCUAUGUCGAACAGAUUGGGCCUAGUUCAAUCUCGGCGAUACAGAGGAAGGGCUUAGCAAAUGAUGACGAUGACACGGUUUUGAAGGAGUUUGUGAAUGAUAUGAAUGAAUCACUGGAGAGUCACGGACUGAAGAUUCGGAUGAACAUGGCGCUGGUGGAUGACACAAUUGGAGUGUUGGCUGGAGGAAGGUAUUAUCAUAAGGACACUGUGGCUGCAGUCACUUUAGGUAUGGGAACUAACGCUGCUUACAUCGAACAAGCUCAAGAGGUUCUCAGAUGGAAACCCACGAAACCCAACGACCCACAAGAGAUUGUUAUUAGCACGGAGUGGGGAGAUUUUAGAUCAUCUCAUCUUCCUGUAACUGAAUAUGAUGCUGCUCUUGACGCAGAAAGCUUGAAUCCUAGAAGCUGCGUAUUUGAGAAGAUGGUGGCUGGAGGAUACUUAGGGGAGAUAGUGAGAAGAGUGUUGCUAAAAAUGUCACAAGAAACUGCUUUAUUUGGAGAUAUACUACCUCCAAAACUGACAACCCCUUACACUUUAAGUUCGCCAGAUAUGGCCGCGAUGCAUCAAGAUAUAUCAGAAGAUCGAGAUAUUGUAAACAAAAAGCUCAAGGACGUUUUCGGGGUCAUGUAUUCAACUCUUGCGGCUAGAGAAGUGGUGAUUGAAGUGUGCGAGUUAGUGGCCGAAAGAGCUGCGCGUGUGGCAGGAGCAGGAAUAGUUGGGAUGGUAAAGAAGCUGGGAAGGUUAGAGAAAAAGAUGAGCAUUGUGAUAGUUGAAGGAGGGUUGUAUGAUCAUUACAGGGUCUUUAGAAACUAUCUUCAUAGCAGUGUUUGGGAAAUGCUCGGCGAUGAGUUAUCGGACCAUGUCGUCAUUGAGCAUUCUCACGGUGGAUCUGGUGCCGGAGCCCUUUUCUUUGCUGCUUGCGGCAACGUUAAAACCUAAGAGCUGAAACAAGAAGAUAACCAGAGCGAAUAUAAUUUUUGUUUUUGUUUCGUUUCCCAAAACUAUUAUUCUACUUUGACGUUGUCUUGUAAAAUACUUUUUCCAACAUCUGUUACAUUUACUUGUUAGAGAAACUAAAUAAAAAAUAGUCCUCGUGUAAGAGAGACUCUUGUUACGGAGCGUGGUAAGUGUUAUACACUACAAGCGGCUGAAACCAUUAAAAAAAAAGACUCUACUACCGAUGUACCACUAAAAACAAGAUAUGAAAGCUCAUUAUUGACAGAGGAUCACGCACUAGUGUUGGUAGCAUUUAUAUGGUUAUAAACAUAUGGUCUAGAAGAGACUAAUAAGCAUCUGCAUCCAUAUAAACUAAAAUGAUUAGAUGUAUUUAUAUUGGUCAAGGUAAGACGUAUGAAUCCUAGGGUUUCUGAUAAAAUAGUUCAUAAAUGUUGUAUCUAACGUCCACAAGUUAAAGUGAACAAUUUAAGCAGAUAUGGGUUUUGAGUUUUAUGGACUUGUAAUAUAUAUACAAUUUAUCAACUGCUAUGGAUUUUGUUGAAAUGAUUAAUUACAGUUACAAUAUAUUGAAAAUUAUUCUUCCACUCAAGACAAAAACCAGUUCGGUCGAGACUCAGUACAGACAGACUGAACUCGGCGGUAGAUGAGUUCAAAUGCAUUUAUUAUUGAUUGGAAAAGGAGUUGGUUGCUUGGUUUAUAAAGUGAUAACAAACGGAAAAGUUAACCGGUGAUCGUCCAAGCUAGCCGAAAAAGUACAAGUCGGAAAGAAAUACAACGAGUAAGACCUUAAUUUAUAGCCAACAAGUGUGAGUGUAAAAGUAUGGAUCCCUUUUCAUGUUAGUCUUCUCCUCUUUAUAUAGAUAAACCCCUUUCUUUUGUUUGCCAUUAGGUAAAGAUAACCUAAUGGGCUGAGUUCCGUCUCUCGGACUGAGCAGCUGAGCCGGAUAAUCGGGCUCUCUGGCCUAACUAUCAUAAAAAGCUUGUGGAGCUGGAAAAAAACAGUAACAUUGAGUCUGAACCUGUCAAGCUAAGCUGAUCCAAACCGACUUGAUGGGCCGAAACUUUCAUUUAAUGGACUUUUCGGAGGAAUGUAAUCCAUCUUCUACACAACAGACGGAAAUAAAUAUUUCUCUGCUGACGGCAAGUCGGCAAGACAUGUGAGUAUACCACCGCCCCGGUGAUGCACUUCCGUCGUCAUAAUAUGCAAAUGCAAACAAUGAAGGCAUGAAA